UCAGCUGUAUCCAAUCACAGCUGAUCACUGAUGAUCAGUGUGCCCUGAUGAUCUGUGUAGCCCCAGCAGCGCCACCUGUCAGUGUCCAUCAGUGUCAGCUCUCAGUGCUCAUCCAUGCCACCUGCCAGUGCCCAUCAGUGCCACAUUUCAGUGCCCAUCAUUGCCACAUAAUGCAACAUUUCAGUGCCCAUCAGUGCCACAUUUCAGUGCCCAUCAGUGCCACAUCAAUGUCACAUAUCAGUGCCCAUCUGAGCUGCCUUUCAAUGUCACCCAUCAAUGCCAGUCAGUGCCACCUAUCA
Messenger RNA from Staurois parvus, 299 nucleotides. Lineage: Eukaryota; Metazoa; Chordata; Amphibia; Anura; Ranidae. The record is from the annotation of a GenBank genome assembly.